AUGAAGCUCGGAAGCAUCAUUGCAGUUCUGCUAAUGCUGGUACUCGUCUCCGGUGAGGUUUCGACUAAAUCUUCACAGGCUCCGGCACCAGAACUACCCCUCGAAGCUGCAGAUUCGCCUCCAAUCCCCGCGCCUAUGCAGGAAGUUGGAUCUCCUCUAGCCGAGUAUCCCAAUGAAUACUCCUCUCCUCCGGAAGUUGGAUCUCCUCUAGCAGAGUAUCCGAAUAAAUACUAUUAUCCUCCAUCAGAUUCAACUCCAUCGCCGGAAGCUGGGGAUUCAAACUACAUCGACAUUACUGGAGUCGAAGAGAAAAAAACCCUGGGACGCAAAGGAUAUUGGGCUUAUUAG
Molecule: messenger RNA, 348 nt
Organism: Brassica napus (rape)
Lineage: Eukaryota; Viridiplantae; Streptophyta; Magnoliopsida; Brassicales; Brassicaceae
Exons: 1
Coding region: 1-348 (115 amino acids)
Source: RefSeq, a predicted model, not a curated record